AUGUGGCUCUACCGGGGCGCGCAGAGUGCCGUCUUCUACUAUGCCACUUGCACCCCUUGUGCUAUGAGCAUUGAUCGCCGCAAACGCAAGAACGAUGCCGUCCGAACACAACGCAUGCAGCAAAGAUACGAACUCGAAGUAGUCACCGAUCAACCCCGUCCAUUCCCUCAGCCGACUCCAUUCAGCACCAAUGAAGGGUGGCGGGAGGAAAUUGCCCUGGGCCCAGGGCCUCCAACUCGUCGAGGUGGAAAUCGGAAUUUUCAACGGACAAACAGCUGGAACACCGAUCAAAGUUCGCAAAUGAAAGACAAGAGUGGGAGCCUGAUGCAUCCGCUCGGCGAACGGUGGAACCGGAUGCGAUACCAACGCGAGGAUGAACCACUCUGGGGCCAGGAACAAGAAGUACGUGGAUCGUCCAUUGGAUUUUCAGGGAGUGGCCGUGCCGACCCUGAGCCCAAGUAUUACGCUGCUCGUGCCCCACCCGUGAACGAUCUCCAUCCCCCAAUUGUGAGCGGUCCGAUCAGCCGUGCCGAAACUCGAUGGAUGCUCCAACCACCACCAAGUGCGAGGGUCAUGGAAGGCAAGACAAGUUUUGCCAAUUCUCCUCGCGACAGUGUAGGCAAUUUCCCUGGUGAUCGUCUGUCUCGAGUCGUUCAAAGCAGCUCUCGCCGUAACGAAAUAGUUGCGGAACAGUUCAGUAAUGACGGAGCCCUCGACUUGAAUCUUAUUCAACAGAAUAUGCCGCGACGGCCAUCUGUAAGCCGCGUGCGUGAACGCUCCGAUAGUUUCUCACGUGAAGACUUCGAGUUCUCACGGCAUUCUCGAUCCGAUUCUAUGUUCUCUCUGGCCCAUAGCGACGAUCUAUCUCCCAGUUCUUCCUGGAAAUAUCCAGACACCCCUGAGACACGGCGGGCUUCUAAAUCCAUCGACGAAAGCGACAAAGCCCCGCACCGUCCGCAGAUAUCUAAACACCUUUCGACCAUGCAACGACCCGAUAAUAAACACAAGGUCCAUCUCCUCCACCUCGAGAUCAAUGAUGAUCAUGAUGAGCUCGGCCUCGGUCAACUAGAACGCAUUCGCCCGUGGCGCUGGAGCAUGGAUAUUUAA
This is a messenger RNA of Penicillium pulvis, 1107 nucleotides long. RefSeq lists its product as uncharacterized. Bases 1 to 1107 code for a protein of 368 amino acids. The transcript has a single exon. Lineage: Eukaryota; Fungi; Ascomycota; Eurotiomycetes; Eurotiales; Aspergillaceae. The record is from RefSeq and is a predicted model, not a curated record.